AGUGAACGGCCAUUGAACAAAAAGAAGAAGAAGACUGGUUUGAAGUCGUGCGGUUUGGAAGCUUGCAAUAAAAAGUAAUAUUAGUAAACAAAAGCAGGAACAGAAAGAACAAGAAGCGACGAUAUAACGUUACAAAGAUGAGUCUCAGUAAUCAUGAUGAACGCUCUUCAGAUGUUGAUCCAGCUGAAAUAAACAACAGUGUUCCUGAUACAGCAUCAGCUUCUGAGGGGGUGACACCCACACGUUUAUUAAAAAUGAAAGAAAUAAUGGAAAAUCAGUGUUUCGAAAUGAAUGUUAAAGUCAGCAUGGGAAAACAUAAAGAGUCAUGUGAAGGUGAUGCAGAUCUAUCCAAGUAUGAAAGUGAAAUAGAGCAGGCAAGACUCUCACAUUUCAACAAAACGCUGGUAUUGAACAGAAUGCAGAUUUGGAACGUCAUUACUGAAAAGAUGAUUCAGAAUGAUGCAGAUGCUGAGGCACUUAAAGAACUGACCCAUCAGAACACUGAGCUCUGUGAAAAGACCAUGAAAAUGUUAAAGGAAACACGAGAGCUUCAGGACCAGAUCACAGAUAUCCAAAAGGAAAGACUUGACCUAAAAGGACAAAUUAAGAAGAAAAUGCAGGAGAUAAAUGAGUUGAAACAGAUGAAGGAGAACCAAGGAGAAGUUCAACAGAGAGCUAAGGAAAGAGCAGAAGCGGUCCUACAGAAAUACCAGAAGGUCACCACCAUUUUACAAAAUGUGUUGCGGGGAAUCAUACUGGCCAGUAAAGUCAACUGGAGGGAUGAUCCUAAAUUAAGGGACAUUGCAAUGGGACUAGAAAACAUUCCCAACUAAAGACCUGUUUGAACACAGUUCUCCAAUUAAUGUAUAUACUUUACCUGUAAAUGUGCUCACUGUUACCAUGUUCAGUGUAAUGUAUAUUUAAGCUUUUUAUAACAGCUCAUUUGAGAAUGUUUUAGUAGCAUUCUGCAUGUGAGAUAAAUGAACUGAUUUCACCAAUGAAUUUACUUUUUAAAAUAAAGUUCAGGCUGAUCCUGUAAUAAAGGUUUAUAUAAUCACAUUCAUUACCAGUUUU
Messenger RNA from Sinocyclocheilus anshuiensis, 1074 nucleotides. Its product is annotated as centromere protein H-like. The transcript has 10 exons. Lineage: Eukaryota; Metazoa; Chordata; Actinopteri; Cypriniformes; Cyprinidae. The record is from RefSeq and is a predicted model, not a curated record. Gene Ontology annotation, biological process: kinetochore assembly; chromosome segregation; mitotic spindle organization. Gene Ontology annotation, cellular component: kinetochore; nucleus. The coding region runs from base 138 to 833 and encodes 231 amino acids. Gene Ontology annotation, molecular function: kinetochore binding.